AUUGAAGCGCCAGCUGUUGCAUUGAAUUUAUCACAUCCCAAAGUGUUGACAAAUAGACGCUUUACUGCGACUUCGCUUGUGGAAUGAGUCAAACGCAGAUUUCGUUUCAAGCGUUUGAGCUCAGGUAUGUCUCUACUUUACACUUACGAUAAAUUUGGCAUAUUGGCAUUUCGUAUUUAUUUAUUUGUUGUGCUAACUGAUUAACGCCUUCUCAUAUGGAUCUCGCCGAGACAUUUGUACGUGCUCACAUACACACCGACAGACAUAGACGCAUGCUGAUAAUAUUUUUAGCCGCUAAUAGAGAAUUUCUAGUUUGCUGUCAUUUCGAGCUGAGCACUGGAGAUCACAAGUCGUGACGGGAUUAUUAAUUUAUACACACAGUGCCCGAGUGCAUAUAGAGUUUUAUAGAGAUUGAAAGAAACUACAGGCAGAACAGUGUAACUGCUGCUGCAGUGGUUGUUUGGGACUUUUUCGAAAUGCGUUUUGAAAUAAACGAGCUUUUAUUGCUGGCGAUCGCUUUUGCGCGUCACUGUGCGGGCAUGAUGCGACCGAGCGACGCGUUGUCGGUAAUGGCUGGCGAGGGUUUCACGGCUUACUUAGAUUUACCGAAGACCUUUGGUGCGAUCGAGAAUUGUUGGUUUCAAUUUGGAGCUGAGGAGAAAAUUAAGCUUGACUUGAAUGCCGCUAAUGCCAUCAUAACGGCGAAUGCUGAGGAAGUGUUACCAUUCUCCAGUACUGUUUGUGGUAUACGUGUUAAUAAAGUGUCUUACGCUUCCGCGGAUAUUUGGAAACUGGAGGUUGAGAAUGCGUUUGGGGAUUAUGAACGCGGCGAAUUGAAACUCUCCGUACUCGCAAUGCAUAAGAAACACUUCAAUACUAGCGUACAGUUGGCGAUUGGAGAGGGCGCCAUUUCCUGCAGUUUGUCCGACACUGCGACAAAGGAAUGCAAAAUCAUCGAUCAUAAGAAGAAUCAGGUUUGGAAUUCGUGCAAUAUUUAUACAACCAUAAAACCGAAUCGAACAUUCGAUUGUUACACCAAAAAUUGGGGCAGUAUGACGCAGAGCCAUGAACACAUAGUUGUUGAGGCUAAAAAUAGCAGCCUAUAUACCACGGCUAGUGUAACGGAUGGUGACGACAGCGUUGUAAUGCGCUGUCAGUUCAAAAGUGAGCUACGCGGCUGCCAGGCCGAAUCGCCAGGUGGCAAGGAAGAGUUGCAUCUUAUGGAGGGACUGUAUAAUGGACGUUACUCGGCUCAUGAUACAUUAUAUUCGAAGCAGCGAUGUGCCUUGGAAAUUCCCAAACCACUCAAGGAAGCUGAGUUGGGCCUAUGGCGUAUAUAUAAUACGGAAGUAAUCCCGCCAACAGGUUGUCUCUUCUACAUUGGCAAGUCAAAAGUACAAAUUAUGGCUGAGGAGCUCAAUACUGUGAACGAUAUAAAACAAGUCAACGCUUACGAUACAGACAAAAACAUCGAAUUGUUUACCUGCGAAGUACCUUUCAUUAUAUACGAUUGUUAUUUACGCGACCCGAAUAAUACAGUCUACUUUCCGGAUCCCAUACGAUUUGAGCGCACGCGCACCUAUGGGCAGUGUCAUUUCAGCAAUAUGCCGGUAAUAGCAGGCAGUUGGAUUUGUGGUGCGCGCGGACAUGACUAUGCCAAAGAAGUGCUGCAGAAUUUUGAGGUUAUAGUUAAGCCAAAAGUCGGUGAGGUACUCACUGAAUCGCUGAAGUUGAGGCGCGGCAAGGCGGUAGAGUUGAUCUGUCAGAGCGCCUUUGAGGAACCACUGACCCAUUGCGCAUUCAUCGAUCCAUUGGGACGUGUACACUUGGUGGGCACAGCGCACAGCGUCAAAACCGCAGGUCACGUGAAAUACUAUGGACGCGGUUUACUUUGGGGUGAUUGUGGCGCGCAGAUUAUGGAAACUAACAGUAAUGAUUAUGGCAAAUGGAAAUGCCAAUUUGUCACAUUCGCCGACAAACGCACUUCGAUUUUUACUUUGCGACUGCGUGAAUCCGGUAGGCGGUUAUACAAAAGAAAACUUUAAGUCAUUUUUGGUUCAACUAUCGGUCUCGGCGUUGGCAUCACAAUCAUACUUGUACUUUUGUUCGGUUUAUUACUUGCAACUGUCGUUUACCGUCGUCGAAAUCGCACAGCACAGCAUAAUUUCACUUCAUCCGAUCCUCUCGGUGCGAAUUCGAGCAACUCUGUGGUAAUGACUACGUUGGGAACCUUUGAACGGCCGAAUAUUGAGAGGUUAUAAGGGUUAUAUUUCCUAAAAACAUGUAUUAAAAGUAAUCUUUUGAUCCAAUUAUGGGUGGGUUUUAACUUAAGCUAUAAUAUAUAGUAUUACUUAGGAUUGUGUUCAUUAUGAUGUAUUUUGUAUAAUUAAAAAAAACUGACUUUUUUUCUAAAAAGAGGGUUUAUCUCAAAAUAUAUUAUUGACACUUAUGGUACAA
Molecule: messenger RNA, 2457 nt
Organism: Bactrocera oleae (olive fruit fly)
Lineage: Eukaryota; Metazoa; Arthropoda; Insecta; Diptera; Tephritidae
Source: RefSeq, a predicted model, not a curated record